AUGGCUCUCAAGCGCAUUAACAAGGAACUCGUUGACCUCGGCCGGGAUCCUCCCUCAUCAUGCUCCGCUGGACCCGUCGGCGAUGACCUGUUCCACUGGCAAGCCACCAUCAUGGGACCUACCGAUUCCCCAUACAGUGGAGGAGUCUUCUUCCUUGCAAUCCACUUCCCCACCGACUACCCCUUCAAGCCUCCCAAGGUCAACUUCACCACUAAAGUCUACCACCCCAAUAUCAACUCCAACGGCAGCAUCUGUCUAGACAUCCUGAGGGACCAAUGGAGCCCCGCUCUCACAAUCUCUAAGGUGUUGCUCUCUAUUUGCUCGAUGCUCACAGACCCCAACCCGGAUGAUCCUCUGGUGCCCGAAAUCGCGCAUGUCUACAAGACCGACCGACCACGGUACAAGGAAACUGCCAGGGAGUGGACGCGCAAGUACGCUAUUUGA
Molecule: messenger RNA, 444 nt
Organism: Penicillium soppii
Lineage: Eukaryota; Fungi; Ascomycota; Eurotiomycetes; Eurotiales; Aspergillaceae
Product: putative ubiquitin conjugating enzyme (UbcD)
Exons: 5
Coding region: 1-444 (147 amino acids)
Biological process (GO): ubiquitin-dependent protein catabolic process; protein polyubiquitination
Cellular component (GO): nucleus
Molecular function (GO): ubiquitin conjugating enzyme activity
Source: RefSeq, a predicted model, not a curated record